Diaporthe batatas is the source of this 1047-nucleotide messenger RNA. RefSeq lists its product as uncharacterized. The record is from RefSeq and is a predicted model, not a curated record. The transcript is spliced from 3 exons. Lineage: Eukaryota; Fungi; Ascomycota; Sordariomycetes; Diaporthales; Diaporthaceae. Bases 1 to 1047 code for a protein of 348 amino acids.
AUGUUUACCACUUUGAAAGUGAGCGACUGCGCAACAGGACUCGAGACGUUAAAGGUCAGAAACCAGAUAAUACAGAAACGAAGAGCUCCGCUCUACACAUCACCCCCCGAGUUUCACUCACCACCGAGUGGGUCGAGCAUAUCAGAGGCCGUCUCGAGUCAAGCUGUAAAGGCUCGUGAACGUAUGUCUGAUACUGGAACGUUGCAUAUUGAACCUUCUGAUUUCAACAAAGAAAGCCUUGGUAGUCAGAUCGCACACGGUAGCGUCAGCAGGAACGGCAGCAUCAGCAGCAGUCAUGAAUUUUCUCAAUACCACAGUGACGCGGCCACUGGCAUUGACCCGAUCGCCUCAGAAAAGGAGCAGCAGCAGCAACACCGCUGCAAGGGCGAGUGCCUCUGCAUCACGAAGGUGUUACUUGCAUAUCAGGAUAUCAACAUGAACCUCAACGGCCGAGCUGGAGCCGGCUGGAACGCAGCGUUUCCAUUUGAACACAACCCAAGUCCACUGACCGGCAACCAAGUGCUCACCAAAAAAAAGGGAACCUUUAUUGACCAACAAAUUCCAGUGGAGACUGUGCUCCACUGCAUCAAGAGUUCCAUAGAGAUAUGUGAGAUGCUCAUGGACUGCCAGAAUUGCAGUGCCCGGUCUGAGUGCAUCAUGUUGAGCAUCUGCAUGUGCGAGACGAUGGUGGCGAGGGCCGAAGAGUUGGUCGGCGCCGUGGAUCCAAGUCCCUCCUUGCUCCUGUCAGCAUCUGCCAUGGACCUUGAUUACGGCGCAGGUAACAAGGCCAUGGCCUUGGACUCAAACCACAUUCUGACAGCCCGUUCAGGUUUGAGACUCGGCCAAUGGCGACUCGACAAUGAAGACGAGUUGCAAGUGAUACAGAGCCUUUUGACCGCCCGGAUGACAAGAUUGGAUUCCUUGACCGCGAGAAUGAAACAUGUCGCCCAGCAGAACGAAUGGCCGGUCCACGAUGCGCGUAUUGGAAGUCUAAGGGAAAGGCUCGUGGGUGCCAUGUUCCUGGCCAGGAGAGGAUCAUAUAUGUAG